GAGCGAUGUUGGACAGCUCCAGGACGCAAACAGAGGCUUCUAACGGGGAGCAGGCAAAACCAGCCCCUGGCAAAAGGCCAGGCGGGCAAGGCAGAAGUGGAAAGGGAUACCCUACACCUGGCAGGAAAGGAUUUCUCUUCUGAGGAACAGCCGAUGAGUUGUGACGAUGCAGCAAAGUCCGGUACUUGAGCGGCUCUGCCCACCACUGGCAUGUGGUCCCCGGAAGGUGGUCUAGCAGGAAACGCCUCCCCUCAGCUGAGAAAGGUUCCUCACCCCGGCUGUUCAUGUCUACUCGCAAGUAAACCCCAUUCAGUUCAUUGAGACUUUCUCCCAGAGUCCAAAAUGGCCAACCAGGAGUCUCCCAGGAAGUACCAGAAUGAGGCCAAACCCCAGCAAGAUUUCACCUGGGUCGUGAAGGCCAAUGACAGGGCCUACCAUGAGCAAUUUCGGAAGACAUAUGCCUGCUGUUUGAAGAGGAAGAAGUAUGCGUGCAAUGCCAUCAAGACAGCCAAGUACAACAUCCUCACUUUUCUCCCACUCAACCUCUACGAGCAGUUUCACCGGCUGGUCAAUGUAUACUUCCUCUUCAUCAUCCUCUUGCAGACCGUCCCGCAGAUAUCCACACUUCCCUGGUUCGCUCUCCUCUUCCCCCUUGUGCUCCUCCUUUCCAUCAGAGGCAUCAGGGACCUGAUUGAUGAUAUUGCACGACAUCGGAGUGACUGGGAGAUCAACAGUCGACCCUGUGAGAUCUUGACAGGGGAAAGUUUUGUCCAGAAGAAAUGGCGUGACAUAUGUGUGGGGGAUAUCGUUUGCCUCCGCAAGGACAGUAUUGUACCCGCUGACCUCCUCUUACUAUCCAGCUCAGAGCCCAACAGUCUCUGCUAUGUGGAGACGAUGGACAUUGAUGGAGAGACCAAUCUGAAGUACCGGCAAGCUCUCCUGGUGACACACGAACAGUUGGUCAGUGAGGAUAGCAUGGCUGCCUUUGAUGGGAAAAUCACCUGCGAGGAGCCCAACAGUCGGAUGCACAGCUUCAUCGGGACCCUGGAGUGGCGUGGAGAGAAAUACUCCCUUGACAGCGAGAAAAUCUUGCUGCGCGGCUGCAAGGUCCGCAACACGGAGGCCUGCUACGGGCUCGUCAUCUACGCAGGCUUUGAUUCCAAAAUCAUGAAAAACUGUGGGAAGGUCAAGCUGAAAAAAACCAAACUCAGCCGUCUGAUGGAUCGCCUUGUGAUACUGAUCGCGGUGUCUCUCUUCCUGAUCUCGUUCAGCCUCGCUAUUGGCUCCGGAGUCUGGGCCGGCAAGUUUCAGCAGGAGCACGGCUACCUCUCUGCUUUCUACAACAAGAUGAGCCCGGCCGAGUACGCCUUUUUCGCCUUCUGGGGAUUCCUCAUCCUCCUGAGCCUGGUCAUCCCCAUGUCCAUGCUCAUCACGUUUGAAUUCAUCUACCUGGUCAACAGCUGUUUCAUUAACUGGGACAUGGAAAUGUACUAUGCGCCGAAAGACAUGCCGGCCAAAGCCCGGAGUACGAGCCUCAAUGACCAGCUUGGGCAGAUCCAGUAUGUCUUUUCAGACAAGACGGGCACCUUGACGCAGAACAUCAUGACCUUCAAGAAAUGUUGCAUCAAUGGGAAAAUAUAUGGAUCGCAGAUCAAGACACAAGACAAAUCGAUGGGUGCUGAUCUGAACUGGAGCAAGUACUUGGAUGGCAAGGAGGAGUUCUACGACCAGUUGCUCCUGGACACCAUCCGGCAGGAUGAGGACCCCGUGGUGAAGGAGUUCAUGCGCCUCCUGGCCCUCUGCCACACCGUCAUGGUAGAGGAGAAGCAGAAUCAGCUGGUUUACCAAGCAGCUUCUCCAGAUGAAGAAGCCCUGGUGACAGCCGCCAGGAACCUGGGCUAUGUCUUCCUCUCGCGGACACAAGAUACAGUCACCAUCAGCGAGCUGGGUGUUGAGAGGACGUACAGAGUGUUGGCGUUGCUGGACUUUAACAGUGUCCGCAAAAGGAUGUCCGUCCUGGUGCGAGACCCCGAAGGCCGUAUCAAGCUUUACACCAAAGGGGCCGACACCAUAAUCCUGGAGAGACUCCACAGCGACCGGGCUAUGGAAGGAUGCACCGUCAAGGCGCUGGACAGUUUUGCUGCUGAGACCCUCAGGACUUUGUGCCUGGCGACCAAAGAGAUGGAUGAGAAGGAGUUCAACGCGUGGAGUAAGAAGCACCACGCUGCCAGCGUCCUGUUGCAGGAUCGUGAGCAACAACUGGACAAGGUGUACGAGGAGAUUGAGCAGGAUCUCAAACUCCUGGGAGCCACCGCCAUUGAGGACAAGUUGCAAGAUGGGGUCCCCGAGACCAUCCAGCUGCUCAAAAGGGGAGACAUCAAAGUGUGGGUGCUGACAGGAGACAAGCAAGAGACUGCUGUCAAUAUCGGCUUUGCAUGUCAACUUCUUUCGGACGACAUGACCAUCCUGGAAGAGAGUGAGAUUAGCGAGAUCCUUGAACCAACCUGCCACAGCAACAACAGCUUAGCCAGCAGCGGAGCAGCUCUUUGCAAAGACAAUUCAUUCCUCCCCUUCCAGGCAUUCUUGAUGCAUGGAAAGAAAGCCUUGGUGGUUACGGGGGAUUUCCUAGACAAAAUCUUUCACACGGAGGGGGAGAAGAAAGCAAUGCAGAAGACGGGCUGGCUGCAACGCUUGGGUUGCUGCCGCGGCGAUGUGGAGAAGGACCAGGGGAGCCUGAUAGAAAAGGCGUUUGUGGAGUUAGCUACCACCUGCCAGGCUGUCAUCUGCUGCCGGGUGACUCCCAAGCAGAAAGCCCUCGUCGUCCAGAUGGUGAAGCGACACAACAACACCAUCUCUCUGGCCAUCGGGGAUGGGGCCAACGAUGUCAACAUGAUUAAAACUGCCGACAUCGGGGUCGGAAUCAGUGGGCAGGAAGGGAUGCAGGCCGUCCAGUGCAGCGAUUAUGCCCUGGCUCAGUUCCGCUACCUCCAACAGCUCCUCUUCGUCCACGGCCGAUGGUCCUACCUCCGGAUCUGCAAGUUUCUCCGCUACUUCUUCUACAAGACCUUCGCCGGCAUGAUGGUGCAGAUCUGGUUUGCUUUCUACGCAGGCUUCACCGCACAGCCUCUGUUGGAGGGCUGGUUCCUCGCCCUCUACAAUGUCUUCUACACAUCGUGUCCAGUCCUCUUCAUGGGCUUGUUCGAACAGGAUGUAAGCGCCAAGAAAUGUCUGCAAUUUCCCGAGCUCUACAAGGCAGGCCAGAAGGAUAAGUUUUUCAAUAUCCGGACGUUCUGCGUCUCGUUCAUCCACGGCUCUCUCGCCUCCUUGGCCAACUUCUACAUCGCUCUGUGGGCCAUGGGGGACGGAGCCGGCAUCCGUGUCAUUGGCGAUUAUCAGUCCUUUGCCAUGACGGUAGCGACCUCGGCGAUAUUCACCGUCAUUGCUGAGAUCAUGAUGGAGGUCAAAUUCUGGACCAUCUUCUCUGUGCUUGCCAUCGUAGCCAGCGUCGCCCUAUACUGCCUUUUGAGCUACCUCACACAAAGCUUCCAAGCCUUUAAAUGGGAUCCGAAGGCCUUCCAGUUCCCAGACGCCACCAAGAAUGCACUGACAGACCCAAUCCCGCUGUUUGUCAUCGUGCUUUGUGUUGUGGUGAACACCAUCCCCUCCCUCACUGUCCGCGUUGUGCAUAGCUUCAUGGGCCCUACAGCCUUGGCAGAGAGGUGUCAAGCCCGGGACAUGCAGAAGCAAAAGACAGUGGAGCUGACGUCGCACAUCCGGAGGAACAGCCACCUGAGACGCUCCAGCUAUGCCUUCUCCCACAAGGCAGGCUACGCUGACCUCAUCUCCAGAGGAGCCAGCAUGAGGGUGAAGGGCCCCCAUGUCCGCAGCCAGCUGAAUGGCUUUGGGGGCGCCCCCUUGCCCAGCCAAGACAGCCCCACCCCAUCCAUAGCUGAGCCCUUCAGGGAUGGUGUCUCUGCAGAGCAGAAGUUCCAUCUCUGUUGAAAAGGAGAAUGGCAAGCUCUAGGUUUUUUUUUUAUUAACUGCACACCCAAAGACUGCCUGCCAGUGGUUGGAUGGCCUUUAAGAACAUCAGAAGAGCCUGCUGGAGCAGGCCGGUGGUCCAUCUAGUCCAGCAACCUGUUCCCACAAUGGCCAACUAGGUGUCCAUCAUGGGAAAGUCCGCAAGCAGGACCUGAGGGCAAGCGUGUGCUCCCCUCCUGAGGUUUCCAGCAACAGAUGUUCAGAAGCAUCCUGCCUUCAACCAUGGAGGCAGAACAUAGCCAUCGUGGCUAGUAGCCAUUGAUAGCCUUAGUCUCCACGAAUUUGCCUAAUCCUUUUUAAAACCCGUCUCUGCGCUGCGGGAAGAAAGCCUUUCUUUUGCUGGUCCUGAAUCUUCCAAAAUUUGGCUUCAUUGAAUGGCUCAGCUUUUUCCCCUUUGGCACCCGGAGAGGGCUCCCAAGAUCUGAAGCCUGGAGGAGAACGCUCGCCUAUGACCCAGCUAUGAGCUGUGCAGUUCUGGGUUUGAAUCCCAGAAUGCCCAGCACCGGGCUUUCUUGCUCAGAUGCCCUCUCCCUUUUCAUGCCGCCGUCUGCAGAUUAAUUCCUGGUCUCUGGAACAAUAACUCUUUCAUAUACUUUUCAGCAGGGAUGUAUCUGCAUAAGGAGAAGCUAAUGUCCCAUGUAGACCAUUGCAGUGGUUAGAGAAAUCACAGUUGCGAAUAUGCUUUUAGGCACACCCAGAGCAUUCCGAUGGACAAUCGAGCAGCUAAUUAUCACUGUUGUUUUUUAACUGAGAGGCCCUCGGGUCCCCGCUAGUUGAAAACCACACCCUCAAGGUGGGGAACAAUUUUUCAGCCCAAGGGCCACAUUCCCUUCAAGGCAGCCUUCCAGGGGCCACUUGCCUGUGAUGGGUGGGGCCAGAAGCACAGGUGGGCAGAGCAGCAGAUGUUAAUUUACUCACACAUUUCACCUCUCUAUCCUCCAUCCAGGGGCAAGAAAGGGGCAUCAUCAUAGUUCAAAACACUUGGGGCGUGCAACAGGGCUAGUGAGGGGUGUUGCUGAGGAGAGCCCUGAUGGCCAGACUGGGAGGUUUAGAGGGCCACAUUCAUCCCCCAAACCUGCUGCUGAAAGGGGAAGCCCCUGUUCCCCAAAUUCCAAAUACUGUAGGAGCAAGCAGUGAGGGGUUCUUUCUGCACAUGCUCCAAGCCACCUUUGCCUUCCAUGAUCCACUUCGGUGCACACCUUGGCUGUCAGAUUAAUUCUCGGAGCCAAUGUCCCGGGCAAAUACUGUGCCAAAAAUGCCUUAAGAACUUGAGGGUCGGCUUUCUGGAUCAGAUAAGGAGGGUCCCAUUUGGCCUGGUAUCUUGUUUCUGACCAUAAUCAGCCAGGGGCCUCUGGGAAGCCCACAGGCAGGGCCCGGAAAGUGACAGCCCCUCCUCUCUUGUGUGCCAUCCAGCAACUGGCACUCUCAGCUAGACUACCCCUAAGCAUGGAAGCCCUGUUCAGCUCUCAUUCAGAACACCAAAAUUGCCCUGAUGGACCAGACCCAACGGCCAUCUAAUCCAACAUCUGGUUAUGAACAGAGGCCACCUAGAUGUCUGAAGAAGGUCGCAAACUUUUCUUUUGGCACAUGGCCCCUGAAAAGUUCCCCACAAAGGAAUGCGGCCCUCAGGCUGAAAUAGCGUCCCCCUGAAUGAGGGAUGUUGAACCUAGCUUUCCGCUGACAAACCUCCUCUGUUGCUGAGUCCUCAGCACCUGCUGUUCAUAGGUAGAAUGCUUCUAUAUCUGGAGGUUUUAUGGCUGACAGCUACCAGUAUGAGUCUGACUGUGCUGGAGAACUGGGGCACUAUAGCAUAAUUUUCAGGUGGCUCUUUUAUUAUGUUGUGAUUACACUACUGGUGGUUGCUUCUUAAUCACUUUUCACUGUGAACUGUCUCAAGUUACUUGCUGCAAGAAAAGUGGGUUUUGCACUUUAAAUAUAUAUAUAUAUAUAAUGAUAAUAAUUUAUUUUGUGAAGGAAAACCACCUCCAGCAGUAACCUGAUAAGAUCCUUCUGUAAAGCUUUCAGACUUUUCUCUUAAAUGUAAAGGAGAUCAAAUGGCAUUAUAUUGAACUCCUCUUGGCUUCAGACCCAGUGGCAUUACAGACUGGAUCCCCUAGAGGGCGCCAAUGCCACACGGUUGGUGUAAGCUAUUGCACACACUGCCGCCCUCUGCUGGACAGGUGCAGUCCUGAUACACAGCUAACUCUCCAGGUUGAUUGUAAGUGAAUGUUGCAGAAUUUCCCGCCAUGCUAGGUGGGUGCAAUGCUUCUUGAGGCUUCAACUCAAAGAACAAUUUGGACCAUAAGUGUCCUUAUCCUUUUGCACUGUCUGACAAUGUGAAAU
Molecule: messenger RNA, 6384 nt
Organism: Rhineura floridana
Lineage: Eukaryota; Metazoa; Chordata; Lepidosauria; Squamata; Rhineuridae
Gene: ATP8B3
Product: ATPase phospholipid transporting 8B3
Exons: 31
Coding region: 343-4002 (1219 amino acids)
Biological process (GO): Golgi organization; phospholipid translocation
Cellular component (GO): plasma membrane
Molecular function (GO): ATP binding; ATPase-coupled intramembrane lipid carrier activity; ATP hydrolysis activity
Source: RefSeq, a predicted model, not a curated record